CAAAUAUCAAUUCCAUGAGCAAUAGUAAAUGAAUGAAAAACAAAAUUACAUACACUUGUUGCUCAUGGAUUCAUAAUGGUUCAUUUUCAAUGUGAAAAUUAUGUCUGCUAACUGCUACAUAUUUUGUUUAGUAUAUUACAAGGUUUUCUCAUAUCUCUUUGUCUUCUAUCUAUAGAAACCGUCUCCAACCACAAAUUCCUUUAUUAGGAAUGACGUGAAUGUCCAAUAUAAGUGCAACAAGCCUGCCAUUCAGCCUAAGCUCCUCAUACAUAAUAACUCCCCAAGAUAGAGAGGGAGAAAGGUUGGGUGCAAUACACAAUUCUCACCCAGUUUUGUGUAGUAACCCUUAAGGCCAUUACUUAGCAUAAAUUUGCAUUUUUCAGUUGAAAAAAAUGUUUGCAGCAUUUUCAUAUGUUUGUAAGCCUUGCAUGGGAUCAGGUGAUGGAAAAUUCUUGAUUCAUAGAAUUAGAAGAACAACUGCAAGAGCUGAAAUGGCUAUUGCUGUUCCUAAGAGAAACAAUGAGUCUUCCCAUCCAAAGUUAUCAAUUCGAGGAACUGAUAAAAUUGUACUUGAAAUUGCCCGAAGACAAUCACAAUCUAAUGGUUUGGCUACACAUGAUGUUUGUAGGAAACCAGAUUUCCAUCCUAUGUUUCUUGAGGAAGCAUAUGAUCAAUGCAAGAACAUAUGUGAAGAAUAUGCAAAAACUUUCUACUUAGGAACACUUUUGAUGACAGAAGAGAGAAGAAAAGCAAUAUGGGCUAUUUACGUCUGGUGCAGGAGGACUGAUGAAUUGGUUGAUGGCCCGAACGCAGGCUAUAUGAAUUCUUCUGUUCUUGAUAGGUGGGACGAGAGACUCGAAGACAUAUUCGAGGGACGUCCCUAUGACAUGCUUGAUGCUGCACUCACGGAUACCUUGUACAAGUUCCCAUUAGACAUAAAGCCCUUUAAGGACAUGAUUGAGGGUAUGAGAAUGGAUACAAGGAAAAAUCGAUACGCGAAUUUCGAGGAACUCUAUCAGUACUGCUACUAUGUGGCAGGAACAGUUGGCCUAAUGAGUGUUCCAAUAAUGGGAAUUGCACCAGAAUCGUCCCUUUCUACUCAAAGCAUUUAUAAUGCAGCACUCUAUCUAGGCAUCGGCAAUCAACUAACGAACAUUCUUAGAGAUGUUGGAGAAGAUGCAUUGAGAGGGAGGGUUUAUCUUCCACAAGAUGAGCUUGCGAAAUAUGGAUUGAGCGAAAAGGACAUCUUCUCGAGAAAGGUGACAGAUGGUUGGAGAGAAUUCAUGAAAGAGCAGAUUACUAGGGCAAGGGUCUAUUUCAACCAGGCUGAAAAAGGAGCUUCUCAACUCGACAAGGCUAGCCGAUGGCCGGUGUGGUCAUCCUUGAUGUUGUAUAGGAUGAUCCUGGAUGCCAUUGAGAAGAAUGACUAUGAUAAUUUAACAAAGAGAGCAUACGUUGGGAGGACUAAGAAACUCGUGACAUUACCAGUAGCUUAUACCAGAGCUCUACAGCAUCCACUCUGGUUUAAGCUCAAUACAAAAUAUGUAUAAAAUUAUUGCAACUUGUAAUUAUUUUCGGUGUAAAGUCACAAUAAAGAAUCUCUUUAAUCA
Olea europaea var. sylvestris is the source of this 1610-nucleotide messenger RNA. Its product is annotated as phytoene synthase 2, chloroplastic-like. Bases 393 to 1550 code for a protein of 385 amino acids. The transcript is spliced from 6 exons. Gene Ontology annotation, molecular function: geranylgeranyl diphosphate synthase activity. NCBI's taxonomy places the organism in Eukaryota, Viridiplantae, Streptophyta, Magnoliopsida, Lamiales, Oleaceae. Gene Ontology annotation, biological process: carotenoid biosynthetic process. The record is from RefSeq and is a predicted model, not a curated record.